UCAAGCUUGUUCGAGAUUACACGCAUAUCAAAAGUUCAGAGUUUGAUUUUUUUUUAGGUUGCUUAGAGAUUAAAUAUAUUUAGAAUAUUUAGAUAGAUGCAAACGUUCAUAGGAAGAUGCAGAGCACGAGGAACUGCAAAAAAUUACCGCAUAAUUGGUGGGAGAACGCUGUCCCAAAACCCAUCAUCAACUCUGAUGAUGACCAGCUGAUGCAGAUGGAACAAAAUCAGCAGGAAUACGUAGCAUCCCGCUGCCAGAGCUUGAUAAAAAUCACCACUAUGAACAGACAAAGCCAAGAGGCCAUUAUAAUGCGCAUUUGUGGAAGGUCUGAGAUCAAGGAAGAUCUCAAGACCCUGUCUAGCACGAUGGAGACAAACAAGAAAGCUAGCAUGAAAGAACCAACAAAGCAAAGGAAAGGACUAGAGGUGAAGACUACCGAAAUGGAGCAUGCAGCUAGCAGGCCAUCAGUUCACCUCAAGCCUUUUGUUAUUUAUAAGCUGUUUCAUCUGCUGAAGUUCCAGGACUCGCUGAAAAAAUUACAGGGGCUGAAAAUUGUACAUGCUUUGGCUAAGAAGAAUCCUGAUAUUCUGCUGCCCAGUUUACAUGACAUCUGCCUGGCUGUGCUCCAGGAGGUCUGUAAUCGGCACUCAAGAGUGACGCAUGCUGCCAUUCGUACCUUGACACACCUAUUUGACCAUCUUCGGAAUGACAUGGACAAUGAGUGUCAGAUCACAGCCGCUGUCUUGCUGGACAGAUUCAGCGAGUCCACUGAGGUAAUCAGAGAGGCAUUGGACAUGGCGCUUAUGGAAAUGGUGUACAGCUGCUCACCUGUACAUGUCACGAACGCUUUACUGAAGGGAGGAGCCAGUCAUGUGGACCCUCUCGUGAGAAACCACAUGAUGCAGUGCCUGUUUAAACAAAUUCAGAUCACUGGCAUUUCACACUUGGUGAUGGAGAAUGUGAGCACCACACCAAGCUUCCUGUUUGCCCUCAGCAAAUUAGCUCAAGACCCUGAAAUGGAAGUGCGGUCCGUUGUCCAGAACAUACUUCUUUUUUCAGACAUAGAAAAAAAAAUUAUUAAAAUGAUAGACAUUUUUGUGCCAGAAAACGACAGACGGGGAAUCAAAGAAUUAACUAACAAGUUCAGAUCAAGAAUACUCAAUGCAAAAGACACAGUUAGUUAGCAUCAAUAAUUAGGUUUACAUUGCUCACCUAAACAGUUCAUUUUAAGCCUUUAAACGAUGAAACCACCAAAGUGAAGCGCCUAGGCACACCUGUGGGAAGCAUUGAUGAGCUGUUUCAUCUGCUGUAGUUCCAGGACG
Messenger RNA from Tachysurus fulvidraco (yellow catfish), 1322 nucleotides. Its product is annotated as TOG array regulator of axonemal microtubules protein 1-like. The record is from RefSeq and is a predicted model, not a curated record. Bases 117 to 1184 code for a protein of 355 amino acids. Gene Ontology annotation, molecular function: microtubule binding. Lineage: Eukaryota; Metazoa; Chordata; Actinopteri; Siluriformes; Bagridae. Gene Ontology annotation, biological process: microtubule cytoskeleton organization. Gene Ontology annotation, cellular component: cytoplasmic microtubule. The transcript is spliced from 6 exons.